Molecule: messenger RNA, 1819 nt
Organism: Rubroshorea leprosula
Lineage: Eukaryota; Viridiplantae; Streptophyta; Magnoliopsida; Malvales; Dipterocarpaceae
Source: the annotation of a GenBank genome assembly
GUUUCAUUCUUAGCAUGUUGUUGUUUUCAAGUCUUGGGUUAACUGAAUGAUUGAUUUCACCUCAAUAGAAUAGUGAUAAUGCUUCAUACCCUUUUGAUGCAGACAUUUUCUACUCUCUCUCUCUCUCUCUUUUUAAAUUUUUUUUCCUUUUCAUCAGAAAUUACAGCAGAAAUAACAUCAUUUUCUUCUCAUUUUAGUUGCUUUUAUUAUUUUCUAUUUGUUUACUUAAUUGAUAUUCCAAAUGUUUAAUCAACUGGAUGUGCGGGUGCUUUCUCUGCUCCCACCCUAUGAAGGGAAAUCAGUUGUGGAACUUGGAGCUGGUAUUGGAAGAUUUACUGGUGAACUAGCACAGAAGGCUGGUAAUGUUGUAGCCCUGGACUUCAUUGAGAGUGUUAUAAAGAAGAAUGAAAGUAUUAAUGGUCAUCGCAAAAAUGUGAAAUUCAUCUGUGCUGAUGUGACAUCCCCGGACUUGAAUUUUUCUGAAGGAUCUGUGGACUUAAUAUUCUCAAAUUGGUUACUGAUGUAUCUUUCUGAUGAAGAGGUUGAGAAUUUGGUAGAGAGGAUGGUCAAAUGGUUGAAGGUUGGUGGAUAUAUUUUCUUUAGAGAGUCUUGUUUUCAUCAAUCUGGAGACUGCAAGCGGAAAAACAACCCAACCCACUACCGCAAGCCUAGAUAUUAUACAAAGGUCUUCAAAGAGUGCCAUGCUAAUGAUGAUUUGGGGAAUUCAUUUGAGCUAUCUUUAGUUGGCUGCAAGUGUAUUGGGGCUUAUGUGAGAAACAAGAAGAAUCAAAAUCAGAUUUGCUGGACAUGGCAGAAAGUUGCUUCAGAUAAUGAUAGGGGAUUCCAGCGCUUCUUGGAUACUGUUCAGUACAAAUGCAGUGGCAUACUGCGUUAUGAGCGUGUCAUACUGCGUUAUGAGCGUGUCUUUGGAAAUGGAUUUGUGAGCACUGGAGGAAUUGUGACUACCAAAGAGUUUGUUGCAAAGCUGGAUCUUAAGCCUGAGCAAAAGGUCCUAGAUGUUGGCUGUGGCAUUGGGGGAGGCGAUUUUUACAUGGCUGAGAACUUUGAUGUCCAUGUUGUUGCCAUUGAUCUCUCUAUAAAUAUGAUUUCUUUUGCUCUUGAACGUGCCAUUGGACUCAAAUGUGCUGUAGAAUUUGAAGUUGCUGAUUGCACUAAGAAAAUAUAUCCUGACAAUAUGUUUGAUGUAAUCUACAGCCGUGAUACGAUUCUACACAUUCAAGACAAACCUGCACUGUUCAGAUCUUUCUACAAGUGGUUGAAGCCAGGGGGUAAAGUUCUUAUCAGUGAUUACUGCAAAAGUGCUGGAACACCAUCAUUGGAAUUUACUGAGUAUAUUAAGCAACGAGGAUAUGAUCUCCAUGAUGUAAAAGCCUAUGGGCAGAUGCUUAGAGAUGCAGGUUUUAAUGAGGUUGUUGCAGAGGAUCGAACUGACCAGGUUUAAUGAGGUCGUCGUUUAAUUCAUCAUCCAACUUAAAACAACUCACCAUUCGGCAGCAACCGCAAUAUAACUUAACGGAGAAAUUUUUUGUCCUCUGUAAAUUAACUUAAUCGUCUCUUCCCUGUACUUCCCCGAGUGCUCAUCGCUGCGGCAAUGACGACCAAAGUUUGCAAGAUCCCUUGCUCCCACCAAAUUCCAUCUUUCUUCUCUUUAAUAUAAAAAAUAUGAGUUCUUCAGAUUUGUGAAUAGUGGGUUCAAGGAGAUUUGUGGCUGUGGAAAACUUAGUGGUACUCAAAAGAAAAAAAAUUAACUUUUUCAGAUUUGAGCAAAAAGGAAUCAGAGUAAAGGUUUUUGGGUUGA